Messenger RNA from Aspergillus heteromorphus CBS 117.55, 1613 nucleotides. RefSeq names its product polyamine transporter. The transcript is spliced from 4 exons. The record is from RefSeq and is a predicted model, not a curated record. Gene Ontology annotation, biological process: transmembrane transport. NCBI's taxonomy places the organism in Eukaryota, Fungi, Ascomycota, Eurotiomycetes, Eurotiales, Aspergillaceae. Bases 12 to 1493 code for a protein of 493 amino acids. Gene Ontology annotation, molecular function: transmembrane transporter activity.
GUGAGCACGCCAUGGCCGCGAUCAAGGACGAUAUCACCACCAGCCAGCACCCUCCUGAGGGCCCCCCCGGGAUCGUGCUGGUGCCUGUGCCGAGCGACAGCUUGCGGGACCCACUGCUGAAUCUGGCGCAACAGGCCAAGAUCUAUGGCAAGACGACCGUCCAGGAGGCGUACGCGAACUCCGCCGCCCUGGCGGGCAUGGCCUUUGGGCCCUUCUUCUUCGCCCCCGUCGCCCACCGGCUGGGCCGCAGUUCGGUCAUCCUGUGGUGCGUGCUCUGCACGCUGGUGUGCCAGGUCUGGGGCGCCGUCAUGACCCACCCGGACGACUACAUCGCCUUCGUGCUGUCGCGCCUGUUCGCCGGCUUCUUCGGGGCGGUGCCCACCGUGCUGGGCCCGCGCAUCAUCACCGACCUGCUGUUCCUGCACCAGCGCGGCCGCGCCUUCACGGCCCUGCACAUGGCCUUCCUCUUCGGCACCAUCGCCGGCCCCACCUUCUCGGCCUUCAUCUCCGCCAACGCCUUCUUCCCCGUCGAGUUCUGGUGGUCCGUCGGCCUGCUGGGCGCCACCGCCGUCCUCGUCGUCUGCGGCCUCGAGGAGACCGGCUACGACCGCGCCCAUCCGGACCGGAACCCCGUCAUCCCCACCCCCUGGCUGGCGAACCGAUGGGCGACCUUCGUUCUCGGCCACCGCGUCGUGCAGCCGACGACCUGGGCUGAAACGAUGAAAAUCGCCGCGGCGCCCAUCCUCAUCGGGAUCUGUCCCGUCACCAUCAUCAUGGGCACCUUCACCCUGAUCUCGUUCGGCUUCUACGUCGGCAUGAACGCCCUCGUCCCCGUCUGGCUGCAACGGUCCCCCGCGGAGGGGGGCUACGGCUUCUCUCUGAAGCAGAGCGCCGCCUUCACCUUCUGCCACUGGAUCGGCAUCGUGAUCGUGCAGCUGGUGGGCCACCGCUACAACGACCGGCUGCCCCUGGCCCUGGCGCGCCGCUUCAACCGCGGGGGGUGGAAGCCCGAGUACCGGCUGCACGUGCUGUGGAUCCCCAGUCUGAUCCUCAAUCCCAUCGGCCUGGGCCUGUUCGGGGCGACCCUGCAGUACCACCUGCACUACCUGGUGCUGGCGCUGGCCGUGUUCCUCGUGACGAUCGGCGCCCUGGCCAGCGUGCCGGUGACGGUCAACUACGUGGUCGAGUGCUUCACGCGCUACCCGGCGGAGGCGGGCAUCGUGGUGGGGGCGUACCGGAUCGUGUACGGGCUGACCAUCACCUUCUACAUCAACCCCUGGGUGGCGGCCGUCGGGGUCGGCUGGGUGUACGGCAUGAUGGCCUUCUUCGCCGUGUUCUCGUUCCUCUUCGUCAUGCUGCUGAUGUGGAAGGGCCACGCCAUCCGGGGGUGGCAGCUGGCCUCGGUGGCCAGCAGUGAGGAGGGCGUGCAGAUCGACGAGGGUGGCAGCGAGAAGCAUCGGGUGGUCCACGAGGGGGGUGGGCAGCAGGCAUAGGGAUCCAGCCCCUGACCUGGCCAUCAUCGUCCUCCGUGCAGCGGGCACGGCGGGGUCUUCUUCAUUCAUCAUCACGUAGUAGGUAUAGUAAUUCUAUAAUCAGUUAGUAAUACACACGGC